Messenger RNA from Bradysia coprophila, 1075 nucleotides. RefSeq lists its product as uncharacterized. NCBI's taxonomy places the organism in Eukaryota, Metazoa, Arthropoda, Insecta, Diptera, Sciaridae. The record is from RefSeq and is a predicted model, not a curated record.
UCGAAUCACAAAAUCGAACGAGAAUGGGAAAAAUUUCGUUUAGCUUGUCCAGUGUUCGAAUAUCAUAUCAGUCUUACUGUAACGUUCAGUAUAUUCUAAGCAUUUAAAAUGAAGUCAAUUACCGUUUGUUUAAUUGUGUGCGCCAUAGCGCUUAAUUUGUCCCUUAAUUUCGCAAAUCCUGAAACAACUACGACAGAUAUUGUAAAUACUUCUCGAACGACCGGCAGCAAUCACAGCUUCCCAGCUUUUAGUUUCAAAAGCGUGUUGCAACAUCAAUACAAUGCAUUAGUUGACAGAAUUAAUGCAACGUGGUUGCAAUGCAAUGAAACAUUCAAUGUGCUGCGUAGCCAACAAAGAUUGGACCCACAUAUGAGCAGUACUCGAAAAUGUCUUGUAGAUUGUACACUACGUACAAUGGGUAUGAUAACUGAUAAUGCCCCUGACGACGAUCAAUAUAUGUUGUACAUGAAGCAAUUACGGCUCAAUUACACCACAAACACAUCCGACAUGAACAAAAAAUCGAAAGACUCGAAAAAGAGUAUAUUCGAUCCUCUUAAUCAUCAAUUACCCCAUGGGGUUCGUAACGGUACCUGCCGUGCAGUGGUCGGUGUUUCGAACACGGACGUACCAUUUUCUGACUUGUGCCAAGUACUCAUAGAGUCCUAUUCACUGGCUGCUAGUAAAUGCAAUGACUUACAGAGUCCUUAUGGCGACAACUGCGACACGUCUUGGAUGAUAAUGAGUUGUAUGAUUCGAAGACACCGCGGAAAGCUAUACAAAAGUCCAUUUUACGUCCUUGCGGAUAAUGGAAAAGCUGAGGCCUGAGAGCCUAUCAUGUCGCGAAAUUUUAUCCACGUGUUUGCGUCAUGAUUUGAAUUAAAAUUGAAGAUUUGACUUUGAAUAGUAAUUGUGACUUUGUUCCGAAUAAAUUUUUAUCUUCUCUGUUGUCGUAAUUGUUGUUUAUUGUGUCGAAUGAACCUGCCAAGAACUGAAGGACCAACCUUGUUGAAAAUUGUGGAUGAGUUAAAUCGGUCACAAAACUCUUAAAGUGUGAAGCUGACACGAGUCCUUGUGU